GCGGCAGGGGGCGGGGUUGAGCUGCUGAGGUGACAGCAGCCGGGAGAGGAGGAGCUGUCUGCUGGUCUUUGCCGGGGGCGCGCUGAACAUGGAGCUGUCUGCUGUCGGGGAGCGGGUCUUUGCCGCAGAGUCGAUUAUGAAACGGCGUAUUAGGAAGGGGCGUGUGGAGUAUCUGGUAAAAUGGAAAGGCUGGGCUAUCAAAUACAGCACUUGGGAGCCAGAAGAGAACAUAUUGGAUUCCCGCCUUAUUGUAGCUUUUGAACAGAAGGAGAGAGAACAGGAAAUUUAUGGACCGAAGAAACGAGGCCCUAAACCAAAAACAUUCCUGCUGAAGGCCAGAGCACAGACUGAAGCCCUGCAACUGAGUGAUGUUCAUUUCACCAUGAAGCCUGGGUCCAGUCCCUCUCCAAAGUUGCACUCCAGUGCAGCAGUACAUCGUUUAAAAAAAGAUAUCCGCCGCUGCCAUAGCAUGUCUCGCCGUCCACUCCCUCGCCCAGAUCCCACUGCCCCAGCUGGAACAAGCUCUGGUAUGCGCCCUCCUGUUUCACCUUUUUCUGAAACGGUUCGCAUCAUCAACCGCAAGGCCAAGCCUAGAGAGCCAAAAAGAAACCGCAUCAUCCUUAACCUCAAAGUCAUAGACAAAGGGACAAAGGCUCCUCUGGGUCGCCCCAAAAUCCCCUCCCGAAAUAGGGUGAUUGGUAAAAGUAAAAAGUAUAGUGAAAGUAUGCUUCGCAAUCAGAUACGCCAUCUUAAAUACGGGGCAUUUUCUCUUUAUAACAAUCCAGCUCUUCAUGGUCCUGAAGGGGCUAAAGAUGGUAAAGAGUCUACCCAAGAAGGCUUGGCUGAUGACAGUUCUAGUACUUCUGGGUGCCCCUCUCCAGCACCUUCUGAUGACCGCCCGCCCAAGCUUAUGCCGGAGACCCUCAGUCCUGCUGUUCCAGACUGGCAAGAGUCUGAGGCUUUAGAUCUGUCAAUCCCCCCAGAGUCCUCUGCAAGCAAGCGUGGUCAACGAGAACCUGAAGAGUCUGAUGUUGAUGAGGCUGGGGACUGGCGUCCAGACAUGUCUCCUUGCUCCAACGUAGUGGUGACAGAUGUCACUAGCAAUUUGUUAACCGUCACCAUAAAGGAAUUCUGCAAUGCUCAAGACUUCGAGAAAGUCGCAACCAGCAAAUAAGUGCAGAAAGAGAGACACCUUCAUGUAAGUGCAGGGAAAAUAUGGGCCCUGACAUUUAAAGGUCCACUCACUCAUACCAACUGAAGCUACGCCACCCUUUCACAAGAGGUCUAUAUUUGAUAGGUGCUACUCUUAAAAUGUAAUAUUGGUGCUUACAUAUCUUUGUGUCUGAAAACUUGUUCUAAAUAGUAAAUUUUUCUGUAACAUUUUUAAGUGAGACAGAAAAAACAAAAACACGAUGCACAAUCCCAUCCCAUAAGCUGGCUUUUUACGAUGUAUCUAAAACCACAAACCUUACUGCAUCCCUGUCCUUUCUUGCAAUUUGAGGGGCAACAAAAACACAUUUUACAUCAAAUGUAUCUGUGAAACCUUGGAUUGUGGGAGUAGUAUAAUGGUUGUACAGUAAAGAAUGUGCCAGCCAUCUUUAAUUUCUUUAAUGUUAUGUGAAAUUGUGGCAUCUGAAUGAAAUUGCAGCAAUAUAUAUAUAGAUAUAUAUAUUAUAUAUAAAGCUGAAAAUAUUUAUUUAAAAUAACCAAUGAAUUAGCUGCAAAAAGCCACUGCCGUUUGUACUUCCGUAUCUAUGAUAUUCAAUAUAUUUCUUAAAAUGUAGAGGCUUAAACUAUAAAAAGCUGAAAUCUUGAAUAAUUUAUUUAAAAUAUUAAGCUCAAUAUAAAUGCAUCAUGGUGGGCAUACCAUUAAAUUUAAGGAGGUUCGCAGUACCUUAGCCCAGUUGACCAAGUGCCAUAAUACAUGUUUGAAACAAACCGUAUACAUUUCAUAUCAAUGGCACACCUUCUAUUUUCAUUAUUUGAUUCAAGUCAUGUCCGUGUAUUAGUUCGAAUUUUCAGUCUGUACAUGGGCCAGUGUUUUAAUGAACUCCCAAGUCAAACGUUUGGAUCUGAUGCAAUUUACCUUCUGCAUAGACCAGCGGUAUAGUAUACAGAUCUAUUGUCUGUUUGAACAUUUUCAACCUUACUGACCAAUGUAAAUGGUUCACUGCAGAUUGAGUGAAUGCACUUUUAACUACUUAUACUUCAGUGAUGAAAAAGCUAGUACAAGUCCUGGCAGGAUUCAAACUCCCAUUUUGGUGCUUUAUUCUGGUGCUAAAUAUUAUUUAUCCUUUCUCAGCUAACAGACCGUUAAAUGUUUUCUCCUGCGCAUGCUCCCUUUUUUCCCUAAAAGCAGCAUAUGACUAGGAUAUUCAUGCAAAUUGAACUCACCCAGCUUCCAGAUGUAACACAUGCAAGGUAUCUGUUUCUGAACGAUAAAUUUCUUCCAGAUAUUGAAAA
This is a messenger RNA of Xenopus laevis (African clawed frog), 2463 nucleotides long. RefSeq names its product chromobox 6 S homeolog (gene cbx6.S). The transcript is spliced from 5 exons. Gene Ontology annotation, biological process: negative regulation of transcription by RNA polymerase II. The record is from RefSeq and is a predicted model, not a curated record. Lineage: Eukaryota; Metazoa; Chordata; Amphibia; Anura; Pipidae. Gene Ontology annotation, cellular component: PRC1 complex; chromosome; nucleus. The coding region runs from base 89 to 1174 and encodes 361 amino acids. Gene Ontology annotation, molecular function: chromatin binding.